AUAAGAGUCUAAUAAAAUCAUGAUUAAAUUGGUCUGAACAUCACGAUAUCAUUACAAUAAACGUCUAAGUACAGUAAUCGGAUUUUAAUUGUCCUACUACCACCAUGGAGUAUACUUCACAGAUUCUCCUUUCGAUCUUGCUGAUUAUAGUUAAUAUACAUUGCAGUCUGUCUUUAAGCUGCUAUGAAUGCAAUCCUUGUCCAGUUCCAUUUAGGAAUUCUUCAGUGAGAAUAGGACAUAAUUGUAAAUGGUGUGCAAAGCUUUCGGUAAAACAUUACCCAACUCCAAUCAGAGAAUGUGCACCUGAGUGCAGCUUUGCGUUUUGGGGUCCAACACACAGAUCACUGUCUUAUGAUUGUUGUCAAACUGACUAUUGUAAUAAGAGUGUACAGACACGUAUAGUUCAUCAUAUGUUGACUGUGAUAGUCAUAAUACUCACUUGUUUCUUCAGAGUUAAGAUGCAGUGAAACUGAACAAACAUUAUAUUCUACACAAAUCGAUUGUUUUUAUUUUUAUCUUGCUUUCUGUAUUUUAUAGAUUCAGCCGUAUAUUAAGCAUGGGCAUUGUUUUGUAACUUAUAAACCAGAAAUAUUAAUCUUUUUUUUAAUUUUUGCAAUUCACUGAUACUUUAGUUUCAUUCUGUUUUGUAUUGAAAAUAAUACUGUAAUAAAACGAACCAAUUUCUUCUUC
Messenger RNA from Schistosoma margrebowiei, 690 nucleotides. NCBI's taxonomy places the organism in Eukaryota, Metazoa, Platyhelminthes, Trematoda, Strigeidida, Schistosomatidae. The record is from the annotation of a GenBank genome assembly.